CAACAGUAUGUUGUCGUUUGCAGAGUUGCAGAAUCUUUAACGAGUUCUCCCAAUUAACCCUUGGCACAUCAUUAAUAAUCCCCAUCUCUUCACAACUGUCUUCUCUCUUUUAUAAGUUUCUUGGUUGUAGAGCCCUCUUAAAACAACUUUCCAUUUUUAUCGUUCCCCAUAUAAACUCCUCAAACUGUCGCCGUCAGAUCUCCAUCUCUUACCCAAUCCUAACCGUGCACUUCUCUGCUCUUUACUCUCACUCUAACUUUCUCUCUCUAGCCCCCCAUUCGUGGAUCUCGUCACUCCUAAAUUCUGUAAUUGUUUACAUCUCUUUUUUUAUCUCUAAUAAGGAAUCCUUCCUAAAGAAAUCUUUUCAACCUGGUUUUUCCUAAUCGGAUUAUAUCCAUCUUUGAACCUUCUUGAUUUGAAGUCGGUUUUUGUUUCUUUCUUGAUUUCAACUCGAGGUUUUGUUUUCUCAUACGAAUCUUUCCUAAAUCCUUCUUUUCAGUUCCACUUCUCGUAAUCUAGUCACGAAUCUCAAAAAACUUUCUUGAUUUGAAGUUGGAUUUUUGUAUCUUUCUGGGUUUUGGUUUGUUUCCCUCAUUUCUUCUCCAAGAAUCCCCCCGACUCACUGUUUUCAACUUGGUUUCUGGGAAUCCAAUCAUAAGCUUGUAAUUUUCUUGAUUCCAACUAGGGUACUUCUCGUUUUGUUACUUGAAUUGGAUUAUGGAGGAUCGGAACUACAUCAACCAGUCGUCCCAGCGAGUUCACGGCAUGUCUGACAUCGUUUUCGAGUGCGUGUUAUCGUACAUACACGACACACGUGACCGGCAGUCCAUAUCUUUGGUCUGCCGGAGGUUAUGGCAACUCGAAGCUCAUACACGAAAACACGUAACAAUAGCGCUGUGUUACACGGCAACUCCUAAACAGCUCUCACGGAGGUUCCCGUUUCUAGAGUCCUUGACAAUAAAAGGGAAGCCACGCGCCGCCAUGUAUAACUUGAUUCCGGAGGACUGGGGUGGGUUUGCAACGCCGUGGGUGGAGGAGAUUGCGAAAUCUUUCAGUUGCAUAAAAACUGUGCACUUCAGAAGGAUGAUUGUAAAGGAUGAAGAUCUUGAACUGUUAGCCCGUGAGCGUGGGUCUGUUCUUCAGGUUCUUAAGCUUGAUAAAUGUUCUGGAUUUUCUACUGAUGGGCUUCGCCAUAUUUGUCGCUCUUGCAGGAACCUUAGAGUCUUGUUUUUAGAAGAGAGCCAAAUAUUAGAAAAGGAUGGAGAGUGGCUACAUGAGCUUGCUAUGAGCAACACAGGGAUAGGCGACUGUGAAAUCUUGGAGCUUGCUGGAUUCUUCAACCAUGCUAAUUCACUUGAAGAAUUUGGCGGGGGUUGUUUCAAUGAGCAAACCGAAGUGUAUAAUCAUGUGAUGUAUCCCCGAAGAGUGACCCACUUAGGUGUGAACUACAUGAGUACAAGUGAAACUAUCCUUGUGUUACCUUUUGCUUUUCGCCUCAAAAAACUGGAUCUUCUCUAUGCCCUUCUUGACACCGAAGACCACUGUCGCUUGCUCCAACGGUGCACCAGUUUGGAAAUACUUGAGACAAGAAACGUGAUUGGAGACCGAGGAAUGGAAGUUCUUGCGCGAUACUGCAAGAAGCUAAAACGGCUUCGAGUGGAGCGAGGAGCAGAUGAACAAGAAAUGGAAGAUGAAGAAGGUGUCGUUUCUCAAAGGGGAUUGACGGCAGUAGCACAAGGGUGUCUAGACUUAGAAUAUAUCGCAGUAUACGUAUCCGAUAUCACAAACGCAGCUCUAGAAACCAUGGGCAUGAACUUGAAAAAACUCAGAGAUUUCCGUAUGGUGUUGCUGGAACGAGAAGAAGUCAUCACAGAUUUGCCACUCGAUAAUGGAGUCCGAUCUUUACUCAGUGGGUGCCAACAGCUUAGAAGAUUUGCUCUGUAUCUCCGACCAGGAGGGCUAACGGACGUGGGUUUGGCUUAUAUUGGUCAAAACAGCCAAAAUAUAAGAUGGAUGUUGCUAGGGUAUCUAGGGGAAUCUGAUACUGGGAUUUUAGGGUUCUCGAGAGGAUGCCCUAGCCUGCAAAAGCUUGAAGUGAGAGGGUGUUGUUUUAGUGAACGUGCACUUGCGAUGGCUGUUUUACAGUUGAGGUCUUUAAGAUACUUAUGGGUACAAGGGUAUCGGGGAUCUCCGACUGGAUGUGAUCUGUUGGCAAUGGCGCGACCUUUUUGGAAUAUUGAGAUAAUUCCUCCAAGAAAGGUUAUUGGUGGAGAUGGUAAAGAGAAAGAACAUCAUGCACAUAUACUUGCUUAUUACUCGCUUGCUGGACCAAGAACAGAUUUUCCGCCUUCUGUCAUUCCACUUGACUCCAUUGCUAGAUAUGAAUAAACACAUGUACAUAGGGUUCAGAAUUUCAGUGAGGUAAAAGUGUUUGUCUUGAACACACGUCAUAAAUGGUCAUCCAUAGGCUGAUAUAAUUGGUUCUACUUUG
Molecule: messenger RNA, 2491 nt
Organism: Lactuca saligna
Lineage: Eukaryota; Viridiplantae; Streptophyta; Magnoliopsida; Asterales; Asteraceae
Source: the annotation of a GenBank genome assembly